GACCAUCAUUGCAAGGCAUUUUCGCUGCUCUUCCAGGGUAGGUUGGGACGACGCUUUCUCCUUCUUCUCCAAUCUUCCUGCUGCGGAAAAGUGGGAAGACAGGGGCAGAGGGACAAGUUCCACGGCCGCCGGAGUAGCUCUCUCAUAUUAUUUUGUAUAAUUGCCGACCAUUUCUGGGUAUUGACUCUCUCUCUCCGUCUUUGGGUGAAACAGAAUAAACAAAAACGGAUACUGGGGAAUAAGAUUUUUGGUGCUUCUUUAACGAAGAUAUUUGGUUCCCGAGAUUAGCUUGCUUGCCUUUACGAGAUGGCUUGGUUUAGAGCAGCUGCUUCUGGGCUAGCCAGAGCGGCUGUUAGAAAGAACUUAGCUAGGGCUUCUUAUUCGACUCGAAGAACAUGGACGGCUCCGUCAUAUGGCCGCGCAUUCCAUUCCACAGUUCGAAAAUCACAAGCCCAAGUGGCUCCUGUCCCUCAUCCAGUGCCACUUUCGAGGCUGACUGAUAGCUUCCUCAAUGGUACGAGCAGUGUUUAUCUGGAGGAGUUGCAGAGAGCUUGGGAGGCUGACCCAUCAAGUGUAGAUGAAUCUUGGGACAAUUUCUUCCGUAAUUUUGUUGGGCAGGCUGCAACCUCGCCAGGGAUUUCGGGGCAGACAAUUCAGGAAAGUAUGCGUCUCUUGUUGCUUGUUAGAGCAUACCAAGUCAACGGGCACAUGAAAGCUAAGUUGGAUCCUCUAGGAUUGGAGGAAAGAGAAAUACCAGUCGAUCUUGAUCCAGCACUUUACGGCUUCACGGAUGCAGACUUGGAUAGAGAGUUUUUCCUUGGGGUCUGGCGGAUGGCUGGUUUCCUUUCUGAGAAUCGCCCAGUUCUGACUCUCAGAACAAUUCUGAACAAGCUUGAACGGGCCUACUGUGGAACAAUUGGAUAUGAGUACAUGCAUAUUGCAAACCGUGACCAGUGUAACUGGUUGAGAGAUAAAAUUGAGACGGUGAAUCCAAGAGGAUACAGUCAGCAGCGCCGUGAAGUUAUACUUGAUAGGCUUAUCUGGAGCACUGAAUUUGAGAAUUUCUUGGCUACUAAGUGGACAGCAGCAAAGCGAUUUGGUCUUGAAGGUGGAGAGACUCUCAUUCCUGGUAUGAAAGAAAUGUUUGAUAGGUCAGCAGAUCUUGGUGUUGAAAGUAUUGUUAUUGGCAUGUCUCACAGAGGAAGAUUGAAUGUUUUGGGCAAUGUGGUCAGGAAGCCCUUGCGUCAAAUCUUCAGUGAAUUUAGUGGUGGCACAAAGCCUGUUGAUGAGGUUGGGCUAUACACAGGAACUGGCGACGUGAAAUAUCAUUUGGGUACAUCCUAUGAUCGACCAACCAGGGGUGGGAAGAGAAUUCAUCUGUCUUUGGUGGCAAACCCAAGUCAUCUAGAGGCUGUGGAUCCAGUUGUACUUGGAAAAACUCGGGCAAAGCAGUAUUACUCUAAUGAUGUGGAUAGGACUAAAAACAUGGGUGUGUUGAUCCAUGGGGAUGGAAGUUUUGCAGGACAAGGUGUGGUCUAUGAAACUUUGCAUCUUAGUGCCCUUCCAAAUUAUUCAACUGGUGGGACAAUUCACAUUGUUGUUAACAACCAAGUGGCAUUUACUACUGAUCCAAGAUCUGGUAGAUCUUCUCAGUAUUGUACAGAUGUUGCAAAGGCUUUAAAUGCACCUAUUUUCCACGUCAAUGGUGAUGAUGUUGAAGCUGUUGUUCAUGUUUUUGAACUUGCUGCUGAAUGGCGUCAGACAUUUCACUCAGAUGUGGUUGUGGACUAUGUAUGUUACCGUCGGUUUGGACACAAUGAGAUUGAUGAGCCAUCUUUUACACAGCCCAAAAUGUAUCAGGUAAUUAGGAAUCAUCCCCGAGCCAUGGAUAUCUAUGAGAAACAACUUAUAGAGUUUGGGCAGCUAACUAAGGAAGAUGUUUCUGCAAUACAUCAGAAAGUGAACUCUAUUCUUAAUGAAGAAUUUAUAAGCAGCAAAGAUUAUGUGCCAAAGAGAAGGGAUUGGCUUUCUGCAUAUUGGUCUGGGUUCAAGUCUCCUGAGCAGCUUUCUCGUAUCCGCAACACAGGGGUGAAGCCAGAAAUUCUAAAGAACGUUGGAAAAGCCAUUACCACACUUCCUGAGACAUUCAAGCCUCACCGAGCAGUCAAAAAGAUUUUUGAGCAACGAGCACAGAUGAUUGAAACAGGAGAAGGCAUUGAUUGGGCUGUUGGGGAGGCACUUGCAUUUGCUACACUAUUAGUAGAAGGAAACCAUGUUCGACUGAGUGGUCAGGAUGUUGAACGAGGUACUUUUAGCCAUCGCCAUGCAGUCCUGCAUGACCAGGAAACAGGAGAGCAGUACUGCCCACUUGAUCACCUUACCACAAACCAAGAUGAGGAAAUGUUUACUGUUAGCAACAGCUCACUCUCUGAAUUUGGUGUCCUGGGGUUUGAAUUGGGCUAUUCGAUGGAAAAUCCAAAUUCACUGAUCUUGUGGGAAGCUCAGUUUGGAGACUUUGCAAAUGGUGCUCAAGUAAUGUUUGAUCAGUUUUUAAGUAGUGGAGAGUCUAAAUGGCUUCGCCAAACUGGCCUGGUGGUGUUGCUUCCACAUGGUUAUGAUGGCCAGGGGCCUGAGCAUUCAAGUGCAAGAUUGGAGCGCUUUCUUCAGAUGAGUGAUGACAAUCCUUUUGUGAUACCUGAAAUGGAUCCCACUCUUAGGAAGCAGAUCCAAGAGUGCAAUUGGCAGGUUGUGAAUGUAACCACUCCUGCCAAUUAUUUCCACGUUUUACGUCGCCAGAUACACAGGGAAUUCAGAAAACCGUUGAUUGUCAUGUCUCCAAAGAAUCUGCUUCGUCACAAAGAUUGUAAAUCAAAUCUGUCAGAGUUUGAUGAUGUCCAAGGCCACCCAGGUUUUGACAAGCAAGGAACACGUUUCAAGCGUCUGAUAAAGGACCAGAAUGACCACUCUCUUCUUGAGGAGGGCAUCCGACGUUUGGUUCUUUGCUCGGGAAAGGUUUAUUAUGAACUGGAUGAAGAACGGAAGAAAGUAGGUGCUAAAGAUAUUGCAAUCUGCAGAGUUGAGCAGCUUUGUCCAUUCCCUUACGACCUUAUCCAGAGAGAGCUGAAGAGAUACCCAAAGGCUGAGAUUGUUUGGUGCCAGGAAGAGCCAAUGAACAUGGGUGCUUAUCACUACAUCACACCCCGUCUGACGACUGCCAUGAAAGCACUGGGUAGAGGGGGAUACGAGGACGUCAAGUACGUAGGACGAGCACCAUCUGCUGCCACAGCUACUGGUUUCUAUCAAGCGCAUGUUCAGGAACAAACCGAACUGGUGCAGAAAGCAAUGCAACCUGAGCCAAUUAAGUUCCCAUGAGGCACUGGCUACAUUCAGAUGUUAUACUAUUUUCUCAGAAAUAAUAAUGUCAGGAAGUUGUAUCGAGGUACUUGAGUCGAAUGCAUUUGCAUUUGUGGCCUCUCCAUUUUUUCUUUUGUUCCUGCUGUCAAUUUUGUCCCUGAGAACAAUUAAGUGAAUCGUAAAGUGCUCAAAUAUUUCUGCAUUAA
Nymphaea colorata (pocket water lily) is the source of this 3560-nucleotide messenger RNA. RefSeq lists its product as uncharacterized. Gene Ontology annotation, biological process: tricarboxylic acid cycle. The record is from RefSeq and is a predicted model, not a curated record. The coding region runs from base 307 to 3372 and encodes 1021 amino acids. NCBI's taxonomy places the organism in Eukaryota, Viridiplantae, Streptophyta, Magnoliopsida, Nymphaeales, Nymphaeaceae. Gene Ontology annotation, cellular component: mitochondrion; oxoglutarate dehydrogenase complex. Gene Ontology annotation, molecular function: oxoglutarate dehydrogenase (succinyl-transferring) activity; thiamine pyrophosphate binding. The transcript has 9 exons.